AUGGAAACGAAGCCAACCCCACCAAAGCAAAAUGUAGCCAUACAGAAGAAUAUCUUAGACGUAAAACUAUACAAGGAUAGCCAGAAUAAUGAGAGAAAAAUCAAGCACAACAAAAAUUCACUUAUUUUGAGUAAACAAUUUUAUGGAAUAAUUGGAGGAAUUACAGUUGGAAUUUUAGGAAUCCAAGGUACUUACGGUUUUUUAUUCUUUUCCUUAUUUACUGUAAUAGGAACAUUAAUGACUUUUUCUCAUAUCAGAAAUGACUUUAAAUCAUAUUUUAUGAAACCAUCUGACAUUUUCUGCCGAGACUUUUUUAGUGGAUUAAUAUCUUUUAUUUUAUUCUGGACCUUAUCCUACGAUCUAAUAUACAUUUUUUAA
Plasmodium knowlesi strain H is the source of this 378-nucleotide messenger RNA. Its product is annotated as ER membrane protein complex subunit 6, putative. Gene Ontology annotation, cellular component: membrane; endoplasmic reticulum; EMC complex. The record is from RefSeq and is a predicted model, not a curated record. Bases 1 to 378 code for a protein of 125 amino acids. Gene Ontology annotation, biological process: protein folding in endoplasmic reticulum; autophagosome assembly. NCBI's taxonomy places the organism in Eukaryota, Apicomplexa, Aconoidasida, Haemosporida, Plasmodiidae. The transcript is spliced from 2 exons.